UACCGGUUUGGCAAUAUUUAUGAUUUAAGUUUACACAUAAUUUUUAAGCUUGAUUUCGAUCGUGAUGUCACAACAAGGAGCAACUUUACAAACGUACAACAAUGAGCUAGUGAAAUGUAUAGAGGACCUUUGCACCAAAAGAGACGAACUUCAGAAACAAAUACUUAACGAAGAGGAGGAGAAAGCAAAAAUUCAAAACGACAUUCGAAUUCUCAGCGAAAGGUUGGCAAAAAUCAAUGAAAGCCUCGCUAAAAAGAUAGCUUCCAGAACUGAAUACGACAAAACGAUUGCCGAGACGGAAGCAGCUUAUAUGAAGAUUCUUGAAAGUUCUCAAACGCUUCUCCAUGUUCUAAAGAAAGAGACAGGGAAAGAUAAAUCACAGCCAAGUCACAGCCAGGGAUCACUGCGUGAAAAGACUGGAACACAAACAUGAAAACUCUUAUAUACUUCCCUAGCACACUGUCAUUAGACUGCAAUUAUAUUUAACAAUAAUGAACUUUGUAAGGUUACAGUAAGUACAGUAAAAUUAUUUUCUCCAGGACUUAGCUUCUAGUCCAAGUAAGUCAUCAGAAUGUUAUCA
Pocillopora verrucosa is the source of this 580-nucleotide messenger RNA. RefSeq names its product microtubule nucleation factor SSNA1. The record is from RefSeq and is a predicted model, not a curated record. Gene Ontology annotation, cellular component: centrosome; ciliary basal body. Lineage: Eukaryota; Metazoa; Cnidaria; Anthozoa; Scleractinia; Pocilloporidae.